AUGAAGGAAGUAUUUGUCUACGUGGGAGGCGAUCAAAAGGUUCCUAAGGAUAUUGAGCUAGCUCGAAUUGACCCAUCCGUCAAGGUUAUCGAGAAGGGCGCCUUCAAAGACUGCAGGAAAUUGAAAUAUGUUCAGUUUUGCAGCAACGGUGGCGUGCUGCAAGAGAUUGGAGUAGCUGCCUUUUCUGGUUGCCAGUCCUUGGAAUCCAUUCGACUUGCGUCCACUACUCGAAGCAUUCACAAGUCUGCCUUUGAAUUCUGUGGCAAAUUACGGUACGUCAUUAUGAAUGAAGGACUCGAGGUAAUUGGACCAGAUGCCUUUGCCUACUGUGCCAGCAUGGAGUAUUUGGUGCUUCCAUCAACUAUGCGCCACAUUCAAGGCCGCGCAUUCCGAUAUUGCAAAGGUCUAAAAGAAGCCCUGUUCAAUCAAGAAUUGGCCGAAGUUGGUGCGCAUGCGUUUCAAUUCUGCACUCGGUUGAAACAAGUUAUUCUUCCAGGGUAUUAUGGUGGGAUACUCGAUUAUGAUUUCUGUGCUACGAAACUCGGUCUUGGUGCGAAGAAGUGGCUUCGAUUGGAGCCAACGAAGGAUGACCAAUUCUGGAAUCUAAUUUCCAUCAGUAUGGAUCAUGCUGACAAGGAAGCUACAUCCAAGUACUUUGGAAUGCCAGCAAUUGCUCAUUAUGGCGAAGACUCUAUGAUGCCUCAUUCUUCACAGCAGCAACAAACUAUUAGCCAACUGAAGGAAGAAAUUGCUCAAGGCAAAAUGAAACGGCAAGAGCUGGAAGCCACUCUGGAAUCCUUGAAAAACAAAUACGUUGUUCUCCAAAAUCAAUACAACUCAAUCCAACUUGCCUAUCACCAAUUGGCAACACGAGAAGAGGAAUCUCGUCGUCGGCUCCACGCCUCUUUGGCACCCUACUACUACUACAUGAACAGGAAUAAUGCAAGGCAACAGCAACCCAUUACCCGUGCAGAACAAGUACUACAGCAGAGUGCUUCCGGCAGAGCAUGUUCUGUGGCGGGUGAUUCAGCUCAAGCAAGUCUGAAUAAUAAUAAUCAUUCCAAUGCAUCCUCGUCCUCGAGUCAAGAGAAGAACAAGACUGGCUCAUCCUAUCAUGGCGGAACUCCUGACAAGACAGCAGGGUUGAUGAAGUUGAAACGAAAGAAGGUCCCAAUGCAAGACAGCACGAAUGCUCAUCAACAUCAUCAACAGAAGAAGCUGCGUCCAUUGUGCUAG
Molecule: messenger RNA, 1236 nt
Organism: Cylindrotheca closterium
Lineage: Eukaryota; Bacillariophyta; Bacillariophyceae; Bacillariales; Bacillariaceae
Source: the annotation of a GenBank genome assembly